AUGUUAAAAACUAGAUUUUUAAAGAAAUUGAAUGAAAAUAUUUUGUGUGUUUGGAAGAGAUUACAAAGCACGACACCAAAUGAAAAACAGAGCUUCCGUCAAAAGGCUUGGCAUGCGGCACGACAACGCUAUGUUAACUAUGAAUACGUACACUACAGCUCUUUCCUCGAGUACUAUUUGGGACAGCGAAAUAAAUUUGACCAAAUAAAUCAAGCGGUUUUUCCACCACUGGAGGUUUUAAAUGCCUUGCAAAGUGAUGUUGUCUCACCGAAUCCUCCAUCAUAUCCGCCCAAUUGGAUGGAUGACUAUGAGUUCUAUGCUGGCGCAAGCGAUGGGGCGGGCAACAUUGAUUCACAACAUGGAACUGCCGAUGCAACAGUGCCGCCAUCAACGGUGCCCUGCAACGGAUGUGGAGCACAUUUACACUGUGCGAACACCUCUAUGCCUGGUUACAUACCCAGUGAAAUUUUCAAAGGUCGUACAAAGACCGAACUACAGACAAUUACCUGCCAACGCUGUCACUUUCUCAAGAACUAUAAUAUUGCGUUAGAUGUGGAGGUACCGCCGUCGGCCUACGUGGAAACGAUAUCACGAAUACAAGACAAAUAUGCUUUGGCAAUUAUAAUUGUCGAUCUGCUGGACUUCCCGUGCUCCAUUUGGCCGGGCAUGCAACAGGUGAUUGGAAGCAAGCGUCCAGUUUUCCUAGUAGGCAAUAAGGUGGAUUUACUGCCGCGUGACUGCAAUAACUAUCUAACGCACGUGAAGAGCUGCCUCAAACAGCAAUUCAUAGAGCACGGUGGCUUCAAUGCCCUCAAUAUUAAGAAUGUCAGCCUUAUAUCGGCCAAGACGGGCUUCGGCAUUGAGGAACUCAUAACGCAGCUGCACAACGUGUGGGCAUACAAAGGCGACGUCUAUUUGGUGGGCUGCACCAAUGUGGGCAAGAGCUCACUGUUUAAUAUCUUGUUGAACUCGGAUUAUUGUCGCCCCGAGGCCUCAGAGCUGGUGCGGAAGGCGACGACUUGUGCUUGGCCAGGCACAACUCUGCAAAUGCUUAAGUUUCCCAUACUGCGACCGUCCGAUAUACGCAUAUAUCAGCGUUAUAAGCGUCUCUUUGCGGAACGGGAACAACGUGCGGCGUUAGAGAAGAUGCGUCGGGAGCAGGCAAAGGAUACGGGCGCUGUGACGUCGGCUCAACUUAUUGGAACAGUGGGACGCACCUUUAAUAAUCGCCUAGAAGUGGAUGACGCUUUCGCAAUGGCAAGUGGUACGCAACCCAUCGUAUCACUCAAUGAGCGGAAGGCGGAAUAUCGAGAGGCCCGUUGGGUCUAUGACACGCCCGGGGUUAUGCAGCCAGAUCAAUUGACGCCGCUGCUGACGACGCAGGAACUGCUUCAUCUGCAGCCAACAAAAAUGCUAAAGCCUAGAGCUGUUCGCCUGCCAUCCAAAAUGUCCCUGCUAUUGGGAGGUUUGGCCCGUGUGGAUUUGCUAGAAUGCAAUCGGAGCUGGGUAAAACUGUUCGUUUUUGCCGCCGAAACACUGCCGAUUCUGAUAGCUGAUACAUCGGCAGCAGAGCUGGUUUAUAAACGAUAUUUGGGGACACCGCUGUUGGGUGUGCCCAUGUCGAGUGGAGAUGAAACGCGCUUGCAACGCUGGCCGGGAUUGCAGUGCAUGGAAAAGGAUAUUGUUGUCAAGAAUGGCGCGUUGGACAGCAUUGACGAUGGCAAACAACUUAAUUGUGAUAUAGUUCUCAGCUCCGCCGGUUGGCUUGGUCUGCUGAUGCCAGAAAACUCCGAGUGCAUUAUGCGUGUGUGGACGCCACAGGCGGCGGGCAUAUAUGUUAGAAAGCCGGCGUUAAUACCACUGGCUGAGCGUUUGGUAGGCAAACACAUUCGACAUUCACUUGCAUAUAAUACAUCGAAGCCAUUUGUUUUCCAAAAAUAGUUAUUUUUACUAUACCUGUACAUUAAACCAAAUCAAAGUGGAAUAAAUUUAUAGUGUUGUAAAACA
Molecule: messenger RNA, 2007 nt
Organism: Drosophila mojavensis
Lineage: Eukaryota; Metazoa; Arthropoda; Insecta; Diptera; Drosophilidae
Product: nitric oxide-associated protein 1
Exons: 2
Coding region: 1-1941 (646 amino acids)
Molecular function (GO): GTP binding
Source: RefSeq, a predicted model, not a curated record